UAAGACGUUUUACAAUUUAAUGGUUUUCAUGAAUGGACUGGGAUCCGACCCUCUGUCAGCAAAGGAGGCAGAGGGCCCUCCGGUUCAAGUUGAACCAGUUGAUUUGAGUCUACGUUCGCCGCGCGCGAGCACCUCGCACGCCACCAGCCCCAGCAGCAGCGGCAGCACCACUAGAAAUAGCAACAAAUCCGCCACCAAAGUCGGACCUAGCACCAAGGCCUACAGCAGCUCCAACAGAAACUACAGCAACGGUAACUACAGCAAUGGCAAGCAGGCCUCAUCGUGCUCAUCCUCCGUUGGCGGCUAUUCAAAUGCUGCUGGUUCUACGCUGGGCGUCUUCGGGCGACAGCAGCAGCAGCAGCAGCAGCACCAGCAGCAGCAGCAGAUGUAUUCUUCAAGCGUCUCCAAGCUACCAUUCUCGCCAUUCUUCGCAGCAUCGCCAUUCUUCUUCACGUAUCGACGCAUCAGCAAGCAGGAGGACAACAAUAAUAGCUGCAGCUACAAUAACGGCAGCAGCAGCAGCAGCAGCGCCAGCAACAGCAACAGCGCCCUCAUGCAGGACUACGAUCGCAAGUUUAGCUUGCUGAGCCUCUUCAAGAGUCCCUACAAAAUUACCGAUGCCCAAGAAUCCCGUAAGGGCUCCUCGACGAGCGGCGGUAGCAGCCUCAGCAGCAGCAAGUCCGCAAGCACAGGAGCAACUGCUGGUGGCAUGUGCUCCUCGCCCAGCUGGAAGAGCUACUCAGGCUCGGGUGGGUCACCGCAUGCGGCACUGAACCCCGCCUUUGGCGGCCUGGCACUGGGUGGCGGUGCGCGCAAGGACAGCAGCAGCAGCAGUAGCUUUAGUGGCAUCAAUUUCGGCGGCAGCAGUGCGAUCAGCGGCUCCUCGUUUAGUCGCGACGUCGCCUCCAAUGGCAGUGGCUUCAAUGAUCUCUAUAAGAACCGAAAGGUACACAAGUGCGACACGGAGGGUUGCGACAAGGUCUACACCAAGAGCUCGCAUCUCAAGGCGCACAAGCGCACGCACACAGGUGAGAAGCCGUACGUGUGCACCUGGGAGGGUUGCAUCUGGCGCUUCGCCCGUUCCGACGAGCUGACCCGUCACUACAGGAAGCACACGGGUGUCAAGCCCUUUCGCUGUCAGCUCUGCACCCGCAGCUUCAGUCGUUCCGAUCACCUGUCGCUGCACAUGCGACGUCACUGAGCCACAGGCCAUAUGGGAAUACUCAAAAAAUAGCCCCGACUACGACCACGCCCACAACCAUGCCCACAACCACGCCCAUAUAGACAUCAUACAUAGGAAAAUGCCCACGAUGAGGCCGUUUUGUUUUGACAUUUUCUACUUAUUAUUUAUAAA
Molecule: messenger RNA, 1354 nt
Organism: Drosophila navojoa
Lineage: Eukaryota; Metazoa; Arthropoda; Insecta; Diptera; Drosophilidae
Biological process (GO): regulation of transcription by RNA polymerase II
Molecular function (GO): DNA-binding transcription factor activity, RNA polymerase II-specific; RNA polymerase II cis-regulatory region sequence-specific DNA binding
Source: RefSeq, a predicted model, not a curated record